CCUAGCGUCUAGUGUACCGCGGAGGAGUCCUUACCCAUGGAUCUGAUCCAAAGCUUCCACGCGAAGCUACGGUCCCUGGCCAUCACCCUAGACAGCGAGACGGCUCGGCUGCAGCGAGCACUGGACGGAGAGGAGAGCGACUGUGAAGAUUAUCCAAUGAGAAUUUUAUAUGACCUUCAUUCAGAAGUCCAGACUCUAAAGGAUGAUGUCAGUAUUCUUCUUGAUCAAGCAAGUUUGGAAAGUCAAGAAAGCAUUGGUUUCAUAAAGGCAACAAAAGUACUGAUGAAAAAAAAUUCAGUGGAUAUCAUGAAAAUAAGAGAGUUUUUCCAGAAGUAUGGAUAUAAUCCACGUGCCAAGAAAGAUUCAGUGGAUGAACAAGAAAUCAUUGACUCUGAAUCAGAGUCCACUAAGCAUGAAAAUUUUCAAAUGCCUGAUGUGAAGGACAGUCUAUCUGAUCCUGCUAUUCCGAGGACUUCUGGUUCUGAGAGGUCUCCACGGAGUCCACAACUUUCCGAUUUUGGACUUGAACGGUACAUGAUAUCCCAAGUUCCACCAAACCCUCCACGGGCAGUAAAUGACCAUGAGGAAGAGCCAAAAAAUUUAACUCCAUCUUCUAAACAGUCACUAGUUAAAGUACUAAAAACUCCAAAAUGUGCUCUGAAGAUGGAUGAUUUUGAGUGUGUAACUCCUAAAUUAGAACACUUCGGUAUCUCUGACUAUACUGUCUGUUUAAAUGAAGAUUACACAAUGGGACUUAAAAAUAUGAAGGAGAAUAAAAGGGAAGAGGCCACAGAACCAGAACCAAUGACCAGUGAUAAUUUCUUUGUCACUCCUGGCCUCCAGCAGUUGAAAAAAAAUGGCAGUGCUCUGACAAAAUUGUGCUCUGAUGAAAUUGUUCCUUGUACAUAUGCUGACUGUGCAGAUUCUCCCUUAGCACCUACAUUCUGCACUCCUGGUUUGAAAAUUCCUCCUACAAAGAACAAUACAGCUUUGGGGUGCACAGAUUAUCCAUUACCAAAAACAAAUAGUUCAUCAAAUGAUUUGGAAAUGAAAGACUGUACAUCAUUAGUUUUAAAUUCAGACAAGUGUUUUGAGAGUUUUGCGGAUCCCUCUUCUCCUGUAAUUUCUUCUUAUGAGAAUCUGCUGAGAACACCUACACCUCCAGAAGUGACUACCAUUCCAGAAGAUAUUCUCCAGAUUUUAUCAAAAUACAACUCAAACCUAGCAACUCCAGUAGCAGUGAAAGCCGUGCCACCCAGCAAAGGGCUCCCCACUAAACACGAAGGACCAAACAUCCAAGGUGUUGGCAACAAAGAAAACUGGUGAAGAGCUUGUUAACCCUGGAAUUCAGACUUCACGAGCAGUUGGAUGACAUCAUUGGGAAUGUAUACCCAGUUAUUUUAUUAUUGUUAAAGUAUAUAGCCACAAUAUUCUAUCAUUUGUUUUAUUGGUGUCUAUUAAUUAUGCUUGAUUUUUUAAAAAAAAUUGCAUCUUUUUGCAGAAGUUCUAAUGGAUCCCACCCACUAUAGAAACUGAACAGAAAGUUGAAAGCAGAUCGGGACUUUGUUAUUCACAUUGCCCUACAUUUCCCCCCUUCUUAAAAACCAAACCAUAUUGAAGAUGAUCAUGGACACUGGUGUGAUAACAUGGUUUGUUUUGUUUUUGUUUUUUAAGUAGGCUCCAUGCCCGGUGUG
This is a messenger RNA of Lontra canadensis (Northern American river otter), 1694 nucleotides long. It is a transcript of the gene SKA3, whose product is annotated as spindle and kinetochore associated complex subunit 3. Gene Ontology annotation, cellular component: spindle microtubule; outer kinetochore. The coding region runs from base 37 to 1326 and encodes 429 amino acids. The record is from RefSeq and is a predicted model, not a curated record. Gene Ontology annotation, biological process: chromosome segregation; mitotic cell cycle. The transcript has 10 exons. Lineage: Eukaryota; Metazoa; Chordata; Mammalia; Carnivora; Mustelidae.